CGCCCCCUCCCCGCGCGCCGGGACCCAAUGGGCGGCGGGAACGCGCCCGAGGGGGAGGGGAGAGCGCGGCGGGUGCGCGCACGCACGGGGCAAGGCGCGGCCCCGCGACUGUGCGUGCGCGCUCCCGGCCCCCCCCCGCCUUCCCCUCUCUCUGUGUCCCUCUCUCUCCCUCUCUCUGCCGCGCUCGGCCGGCUCUGCCCCCCCUUUGUGCGCGCUCCGAGCCGCCCCCGCAUCGCCGACUCGCCAUGGCCGACGAGAAGCCCAAGGAAGGAGUGAAGACUGAAAACAAUGACCACAUUAAUCUGAAGGUGGCAGGGCAAGAUGGGUCUGUGGUGCAGUUUAAGAUUAAGAGGCACACACCACUUAGUAAACUAAUGAAAGCCUAUUGUGAACGACAGGGGUUGUCAAUGAGGCAAAUCAGAUUCCGGUUCGAUGGGCAGCCAAUUAAUGAAACAGACACACCUGCACAGUUGGAAAUGGAGGAUGAAGAUACAAUUGAUGUGUUCCAGCAGCAAACAGGAGGAGUUUACUAAAACAAACACACAAAAAAGAACCUGCUACUUUCCUCUCCAGAACUGUGCUCCCACAGGCAACACUUCACAAUUAGAAAAAUGAGACUUGGUUCAGCCACAUCCUGACUACUGCAGUAUAGUUUUCUCUCUUCUCUCUGAUUUUUUUUCUUAUUCCUUUUAUUGUACAUAAAGUAACUGGUGAUGUGCACAGACAUAAUGCAUAUUUUUUUUUUAACUAAAUGGCCAAUGGUAUGUUUUGAUCAACAUUUAAUGGAGAUGGGGUGGGAAAACAAACUGGUUCUGUGAAAAUGCCCCUCUCUCCGUUAGUGGCAUGCUCCUUCUACUUUUACAGAAUCACAGAAUAAGCCGAGUUAUCUUUAUAUUCCAGUAAGUUAUUUUGCUCUCACUGUUCAAAAACAAAAACCUUGCAUAACUUGUUUGAUUGGAUAAUUUCAAUGUUUUUCUUUUAUCAUUGUAAAACCAAGGGCAAUUUUAUAACUUUUUUGUACGUAGCUGUUACAUGUAGAGCAAUCUCUGUCUAAGUAGGGGUAAAUUACUCUUUAAAAAAAAAAAAAGGAAAAAAAAAAGUCCUAGAUAGUUUUCCCUUCAAGUAAAACGUCUUGUUGUUUAAAUAAACUUCUUGUUUAAAAUAA
Vidua chalybeata is the source of this 1165-nucleotide messenger RNA. It is a transcript of the gene SUMO2, whose product is annotated as small ubiquitin like modifier 2. The transcript has 4 exons. Lineage: Eukaryota; Metazoa; Chordata; Aves; Passeriformes; Viduidae. The record is from RefSeq and is a predicted model, not a curated record. Gene Ontology annotation, cellular component: nucleus. Gene Ontology annotation, biological process: protein sumoylation. Gene Ontology annotation, molecular function: protein tag activity; ubiquitin-like protein ligase binding. The coding region runs from base 246 to 533 and encodes 95 amino acids.